UAAUUUAACCGCGACUCUCUCGACAAUCGGGCCCGCUCAUUCUGUCAUCAUCCGCCGCGACGUGCGCGAGUUUGUCGUCACGACGUCGUCGUCUGCGAUCACUCGCAUCAUUGGCAUUCGUCGACUUCCCAAGCUUACAACACCUUGCUUCGUUUCGAUCACAAUGGCAAAAGCAACAGCGUUAUGUCUGCUCGUGAUAUACUUGGCCACAGCGUUCGCCGUGAACGAACCCGAAGAGCUGCAAGAACAAGAGUGUCCUGAAGAUUGCCAUUGUUACUACUUUCGCAUCAACUGGGUGACGGACUGCUCGGACAGCAACUUGACGACCAUUCCUUACGACGAGCUCAGUCUCAAUGUUUACAUUUUAGAUGUAAAUGAUAAUAAUAUCGCACAUGUCGGUCCGUUUCCAAGCGCGAUUCACAUGAGACGUCUCCAAAUGGCACACAACCUAUUAACCGAGCUGAAGUAUGAAUCUUUCGCCGGAUUAACGUACCUCUUGGAUGCUGAUUUUUCGUACAACGCCAUUACACGAGUGGAUCCUGAAGCAUUUCGGGACAGUCCGGGUUUAAUUACGCUGGAGCUCCAACACAAUCCUCUGGACGAGGUUGAGGGACCGUUUUUGCAUUGUCGCACACUGUUGUAUCUUGAUCUGAAUUCAUGCGGUAUCCGUCAUCUCAACUCGCAUUUCUUCGAUAACACGCUAAACUUGAACACGCUUGAUCUGUCGCAUAAUCCGUUGCAACGAAUAGAACCGGGUCCCUUCUUUCAUAUGACUAGUUUGGAACACCUCAAACUUAACGGAUGCAAUUUAACUUACAUAUCCUCUGAAGCUUUCUCCCACUUGGAGAAUUUGCGGGAAUUAGAGCUGGCAUACAACGAGCUGAAGAUAUUAAAUUGGAGAAACGUUCUUAGGCCGUUGGUGCGCUUAGAACAUCUAAAUAUUCGUCAUACCGGUAUCACGAGUUUACCGGGUGACGCUUUCGCAGAGAACUUGUAUCUUCGAGAAUUGAGUCUCGCGGACAAUGAACUGGGACAUCUGGAUAUCGAAGAAACGCUCGGUCACAACUUGCACAGCCUUCAGUCUCUGGACUUGUCAAAUUGCAAUUUACAGGAUCGCUUGUCCGAGGAAGCUUUCAGAAAUGCAAGUGUACUGCGUGUACUGAAUCUAAGCGGGAAUCCGAUGUUCGCCAGCGAUCUGACCGCUGUUCUCCGCCAUUUGCCAAAACUUCACAAGCUGUCUCUCAGCAAUUGUAAUCUUCGAAGAUUGCCGAAUGCCUUUCAUUUGCUGGAACAUCUCGAAGAACUCGAUAUUUCACACAAUCCUCUGAACGACGCGUUUAUCAGACUUUUGAAUCCUUUAAAAUCUCUGGAAUAUUUGGACAUGUCUUAUUGCAAUCUCGGUCACGUGGGAAGUCAAACUUUCGCACAGAUGACUUUUCUAAAGAAAUUGAUUCUUUCGGGUAACGAAAUUUAUACUUUGGAAGAAGGACUGUUCGCGAAUCUGACGAGUUUGCAGAGCCUCGAACUCAACAACUGUGACCUCACAACACCCAUCGAUCCAAAGGUAUUCGGCGAUCGUCAAUCGACAAACAUAAUGGAACUCAAACUUAGUGGCAAUCCGCUGGUGAUACCCGACGAAGGCUCGUUGCUGCCGGCACAACUGUCCAAUCUGGAAGUCCUAGAUCUCAGCAACUGCAACAUCUUACAUUUGAACGAGAACAUAUUUUCCACGACGGGCAAUCUUACUCAAUUGAAUCUUUCGGGAAAUUCGAUUUCCGGCAUGGAAAAUCUGAAUUUUCUGAAAAAACUGCACGGAUUGGAACACUUGGAUCUGAGUUAUAAUCAAUUGCGCACAAUUCAUCCGAGAAUAUUCAAGAUGAAUCCGCAUUUACAAUCGAUCAAUUUGUUAGGUAAUCCGUUUAUGUGCAAUUGCUCGAUUGUGGAGACUUGGAAUUGGGCAGUGCAGGAGAAAGGCGAUCUUCACGUGCUCGUUGGCAGUCAAUCGGCCAAUUUCGAAACUGGUUCCGAAAAACGAAGGAAGACUCUCUCAUGCGCGUACGACGAGGAAACUUAUCGGACCAUGAUAGAGAGUUUGAAAAACGAUGGAAACGAGGCAAAUCGCAAAUACUAUCUCGCUUCUCGCACUUGGGCUAAAUAUGUUCGAGAAUCCAGUUGUAACAGGCGUUUGUGAUACGCGGGGAGCAACCGUAAACACCCGAUGCUGAAUCUCUAUCAUAAAAUACGUAAACAAGAACUUUAAUUGAGUUCUACAUUACUGAAAUAAUAUGCGUCGUCAUAUCGUGCAAGCCAUAAAGUGUAAACAUGUAUAACAUUAUAAAAUUCAUACAUAUAUUUCCGUGGCAUUAUUUUUGUAGUCUUAGGAUUAAGAAGUAAGUUAUAAUCGAAAAAAAAAAAAAAAAAAAAAAACUAUUCUGAAGUAUAUAUGUCCACACAUUUUAAGAUGUUAUUAAACUCGGAAAUACUCGGUUUUUUAUAUGUAUAUACGUUCUAUUUUGUACAUAGUAUUACAUAUUAUAUAUAAAAUAAUAAUUUUUUGCCGAUCAAAUGUUUCUAAAAGUAUCUAAUGUAAUAAAAUAACAUUCUCUUAUAAACUAAUGUUAUAUGAAUCUUCUAUUAUAAAAUAUAUUUUCUAUUAUAAAAUCUUACUAUAAAUGUAACUUGAAAGGAAAUCAGAAAUACUUGAGAUCAAAUCUUCAUCUCUCUCAUCGCCGUACAUAUUCCUAUGAUUGAAAUAGAAUUUUGUUUAGUAUUGAAUAAAUAAAGUUAGUAUCUUUUACUUUUAUAUAUUAAUCACGUAAUAUAGACUCGUGCAAAUAUUUUACAAUUACAAUUUGUUAUAGACACUUGUUGUUUGGAAGUUUUUAUUAUUUUGUUCCACAUUUUAAAUAAUUUACAAAUUGCGUAUUAUUUUUCUAUAAGAUACUGUAUCAAACACCAUAAUUAUUAAAGUAUCUGCAAUUGUUGUGAUAAAAUGAAUGAAUGUAAUUAAUUAACGCAAUAUUCUAAUUUGUAUAAAAAGAAAGGGUUAUUUUUAUAAUAUAAUAUGUAAUAAUAUAACUAAUAUAUGAUGUAGUACGUAAUGUUUACGGCAUAAAACGGAGUUUGAAUUAAACAAUUUAAUUAAAUGUUAAUCCAUUUUUGUUACUGAAACGCGAUAUUUUUCAUUGGUUACAUGUAAUUUUUGCCGUUUUAUAUUCAGCAAAUAACGUAAUAACAAAAUUUAAUAUAAUACAUAAAAAAAAUUUUCUAGAAGAAUCAAAUUUGAACUGUAGUUGGAUUUUACGAUCACAAUUCCGUGUAGUUGCAUGCUGGCACACAUACACACACAUAUACACGUAUGAGUAAAAUUGCGCAUCGCAUCUAAUAGCGCGCAAGUGUGUUUGUGCGUGGCCAUGAACACUAAAUGAUCUCCCCCUAUUUAAACUUUACAAUAGCUACGGAAAAUGUCUCAUUAUCGUCGAAAGCACAUGUGCAGUUUAUUUAUAGUUUAAUUUGAUUUCGUCUUUAAUUCGCUGUUAGAUUACUUCACGCAUCCUGUGAGACCAACCCAAGUUAUUUUAAGCUUAUGCCGGAUUGACAAUGAGUAGUAGUGUGUACGACAAUACGUAAUGCAUGAAAAAAAAUGGCACAUAAACAAACCAGUAUCAAAUAUAAGGUUGACCUUGUCGUAAAGAGUAUCCAGCAUUUAUAAAGGACAUGUAACGAUCACUUCUGAUUGAAAUUAAGAAUUACUUUUUACAUCGUUUAAGCAAUUUUUUCUUUGUUAAAAAUAAAUUCUAUUUCAAAUAUUUAAAACUAGUCACGAGGAAAGAAAAGAAAGAUGCAAAUAAAUACGCAUUUCUUUUUUUUGAUUUUCAUAAUCAAACUUUUGUGUAUUGGAUAACAAUUGAAAUUAUUGUCAAUCUUGAAUGCUAGCACAGCAAUUACGUAAUAGUUCAUUUAAUUAUAACCAUAGAAAAUGUGUAAAAGACUGUUCGAAUAAAGUUGUCAUCUUCUUCUCUUUCGA
This is a messenger RNA of Pseudomyrmex gracilis, 4027 nucleotides long. Its product is annotated as leucine-rich repeat-containing G-protein coupled receptor 6-like. The transcript has 3 exons. The coding region runs from base 164 to 2191 and encodes 675 amino acids. NCBI's taxonomy places the organism in Eukaryota, Metazoa, Arthropoda, Insecta, Hymenoptera, Formicidae. The record is from RefSeq and is a predicted model, not a curated record. Gene Ontology annotation, molecular function: protein binding. Gene Ontology annotation, cellular component: extracellular matrix.